Molecule: messenger RNA, 1578 nt
Organism: Lathyrus sativus (Indian pea)
Lineage: Eukaryota; Viridiplantae; Streptophyta; Magnoliopsida; Fabales; Fabaceae
Source: the annotation of a GenBank genome assembly
AUGGGUGUGACUGGUGCUGGUAAAACAACUCUGAUGGAUGUGCUCGCUGGUAGAAAAACUGGUGGAUAUAUAAGCGGGGACAUCAGAAUUUCAGGAUAUCCUAAGAAGCAAGAAACCUUUGCAAGAAUUUCUGGAUACUGUGAGCAAAAUGAUAUCCACUCUCCUCAUGUUACUGUCCAUGAGUCUUUGCUCUAUUCAGCGUGGCUCAGAUUGUCACUUGGGAUCAAUGCUGAAACCAGAAAGAUGUUUAUUGAGGAAGUUAUGGAACUUGUGGAACUGAAACAGCUGCGGAACGCAUUAGUAGGACUUCCUGGUGUAAGUGGUCACUCAACGGAGCAACGUAAAAGGUUGACUAUUGCGGUUGAGUUGGUAGCCAAUCCUUCUAUAAUAUUCAUGGAUGAGCCAACAUCUGGGUUAGAUGCAAGGGCUGCAGCUAUUGUUAUGAGAACAGUUAGGAACACAGUAGACACCAGAAGAACAGUUGUUUGUACCAUCCACCAACCUAGCAUUGAUAUAUUUGAAUCUUUUGAUGAGCUUUUGCUAUUAAAGCAAGGAGGGAAAGAGAUAUAUGUGGGGCCACUUGGACAUCAUUCUUCCAAUUUAAUCAGUUACUUUGAGGGAAACCAAGGUGUUAACAAGAUUAAAGACGGUUAUAAUCCGGCAACAUGGAUGUUGGAAAUCACAUCUUCAUCUAAAGAAGUGGAAUUGGGGAUUGAUUUUGCAGAUUUGUACAAAAAUUCAGAAUUAUACAGGAGAAACAAAACACUUAUAGAAGAAUUGAGUACUGCAGCUCCUGGUUCGUCAGAUCUUUAUUUUCGUUCACAGUACUCAAGAUCCUUUGUUACACAAUGCAUGGCUUGCUUAUGGAAACAACAUUGGUCUUAUUGGCGCAAUCCUAUAUACACUGCUAUAAGAUUUCUCUAUUCAACCAUGGUAGCUGUUUUGCUUGGAACCAUGUUUUGGAAUCUUUGCUCCAAAAUAGAAAAGGUUCAAGAUCUUUUUAAUGCCAUGGGGUCCAUGUACGCUGCUGUCCUCCUCAUUGGCGUCAAGAAUGCUAGUUCAGUGCAGCCAGUGGUUGGUGUUGAAAGAACGGUGUUUUAUAGAGAAAGAGCUGCCGGAAUGUAUUCAGCUUUUCCAUAUGCUUUUGCUCAGGUUGUAAUUGAGCUUCCAUAUGUUUUUGUACAAGCUUUGGUUUAUGGAUUAAUAGUUUAUGCUAUGAUUGGUUUUGAGUGGUCUGUGGCUAAAGUUUUGUGGUACCUAUUCUUUAUGUAUUUUACCUUCCUCUACUUCACCUUCUAUGGUAUGAUGUCAGUGGCCGUGACCCCAAACAGCCACAUUUCAAAUAUAGUUUCCUCCGCCUUCUUUUCAAUUUGGAAUCUCUUCUCAGGAUUCAUAGUCCCAAGACCAAAAAUUCCAGUAUGGUGGAGAUGGUAUAGCUGGGCAAAUCCCGUGGCUUGGAGUUUGUAUGGAUUGGUGGUAUCACAAUAUGGAAAUGUAAAACGCAACAUUGAAUCCAGUGAUGGAGGAGUAACUACAGUGGAAGAGUUUUUGAGAGAUUACUUUGGUUUCAAAGCAUGA